AUGGCAGACGAGUCACCUGACCUGUUUUCUGUUAAUGAAAAUUCUCGUCAAGAUUUUAGUAAGCCCUUAGCUAGAAAUGAGUGUAGGGUAAAGCAACAUGAUUCCGUCAUUCUCAAUCAAGAGCUAAUUUCAACCUCCAUACUCGAGAUUGACCUGACACAACAACACCCUAACAAAUCUGCGAAUGUCAACAUGCCUGAACGUACAACAAUAAGAACACUAAGUGAAAGUGAGAAAAUUGAAUUUCUGAGACAAAGACGUGGCAAAAAGCCCAUUCUGGCACCAGGAACGAUUGAAAAGAUAGCUGUACCUGUCAAACGUAUUAAAAUUCAGCAUGUAUCGCAAGACACGACCAAGACACGACCGAUGGCGACUAUCAUUUCAACAUGUGAAAACAAGACAUUGGCAAAACAAUCGCCGGGUUAUAUUGAAAAACUGGCGACACCAGUACUACAAAUAGAUGUAUCAAAAGCAAGUGCUCCAGCUAAACCUCCGACAACAAGUUCCUCUCAGUCACGACUAAUUGCCUCUCUACAAUCACAGGCAGUUGCAAAUGGUCUUCCUGAAACUAUUCAUGAAGUAACAAGAGGCAAAGGUGGGCUUCGAAAGAUUUCGCCAAUGGUAGACCCACAGUCUAGUGGUGUUUCAACACCUGGACAAGAUGGUCGGGAAGCUCGGCAAGGAAAACGUUUUCGAAAGAUUAUACCGAAAAUGGUACCAACUUCUAGUGAUGCAAAUAGUCUCCCUGAAACUAUCCAUGAAGUAACAAGAGGCAAAGGUGGGCUUCGAAAGAUUUCGCCAAAAGUAGACCCACAGUAUAGUGGUGUUUCAACACCUGGACAAGACGGUCGGGAAGUUCAGGAAGUAAAACGUAUCGUGCUACCAGCUUCUAGUGAUGCAAAUAGUCCUCCUGAAACUAUUCAUGAAGUAACAAGAGGCAAAGGCGGGCUUCGAAUGAUUUUGCCAAAGGUAGACCCACAGGCUAGUGGUGUUUCAACACCUGGACAAGAUGGUCGGGAAGCUCGGCAAGGAAAACGUUUUCGAAUGAUUUUGCCGAAAAUGGUACCAACUUCUAGUGAUGCAAAUAGUCUCCCUGAAACUAUCCAUGAAGUAACAAGAGGCAAAGGUGGGCUUCGAAAGAUUUCGCCAAAAGUAGACCCACAGUAUAGUGGUGUUUCAACACCUGGACAAGACGGUCGGGAAGAUCAGGAAGGAAAACGUAUCGUGCUACCAACUUCUAGUGAUGUAAAUAGUCCUCUUGAAACUAUUAAUGAAGUAACAAGAGGCAAAGGCGGGCUUCGAAUGAUUUUGCCAAAGGUAGACCCACAGUCUAGUGGUGUUUCAACACCUGGACAAGACGGUCGGGAAGUUCAGGAAGUAAAACGUAUCGUGCUACCAACUUCUAGUGAUGCAAAUAGUCCUCCUGAAACUAUUCAUGAAGUAACAAGAGGCAAAGGCGGGCUUCGAAUGAUUUUGCCAAAGGUAGACCCACAGUCUAGUGGCGUUUCAACACCUGGACAAGAUGGUCGGGAAGCUCGGCAAGGAAAACGUUUUCGAAUGAUUUUGCCGAAAAUGGUACCAACUUCUAGUGAUGCAAAUAGUCUCCCUGAAGCUAUCCAUGAAGUAACAAGAGGUAAAGGUGGGCUUCGAAAGAUUUUGCCAAAAGUAGACCUACAGUAUAGUGGUGUUUCAACACCUGGACAAGACGGUCGGGAAGUUCAGGAAGUAAAGCUUAUCGUGCUACCAACUUCUAGUGAUGCAAAUAGUCCUCCUGAAACUAUUCAUGAAGUAACAAGAGGCAAAGGUGGGCUUCGAAUGAUUUUGCCAAAGGUAGACCCACAGUCUAGUGGUGUUUCAACACCUGGACAGGAUGGUCAGGAAGUUCGGGAAGGAAAACGUUUUCGAAAGAUUUUGCCGAAAAUGGUACCAACUUCUAGUGAUGCAAAUAGUCUUCCUGAAACUAUCCAUGAAGUAACAAGAGGCAAAGGUGGGCUUCGAAAGAUUUUGCCAAAAGCAAACCCACAGUAUAGUGGUGUUUCAACACCUGGACAAGAUAGUCGGGAAGUAAAACGUUUCCGAAAGAUUUUACCGAAAAUAGUACCAACUUCUAGUGAUUUGAGGCCUAGUAACGUAUUAGGAGUUCCACGAAAAGGAAAAGAAACUUCUGAAGGAAAACAAACUGGAUGUAUUCAAAAGCCAUUGCGGAAGAUUGGAUCAAUGACUGGUGAUGUGAUCCCUACACACACAACUGGAGUUCCAUCAUCAGGGGAAGAGAGUCCUGGGAUAACAUUAGAGCGACACCUUCCAAUAAUUUUGUCAAAGUCAAGAAAAAGGUCUAAUAACGUAAAGCCUACGAGCAUAAGAGGAGUUCCAACACCUGGAAGAGAUAAUUCUGGAGUAAAAUCGGAAAGACCGAUUCAGACACUUCUGCCCAAGGUGGGACGAGCUUCCAGUGAUGUAAUUACUGCGGACGUGAGUAAAUUGUCAUCAACAGACUAA
Schistocerca piceifrons (Central American locust) is the source of this 2499-nucleotide messenger RNA. Its product is annotated as G protein-regulated inducer of neurite outgrowth 1-like. The transcript has a single exon. The record is from RefSeq and is a predicted model, not a curated record. Bases 1 to 2499 code for a protein of 832 amino acids. Lineage: Eukaryota; Metazoa; Arthropoda; Insecta; Orthoptera; Acrididae.